AAGGAGUCGUGAGUUUUAAUGUUUAUAUGUAAAGAUGACAUUGUUAUGUUCAAUAAGUAUAUGCCAAAUAUCACGAUGAUUUCUUAGCUGGCUAACAGAUGGACUACAGUUAACGGGAAUUAUGGAAAACGGCAGUAUACACAAUCAUGAAACCGAGACUACGGUCGACUGGGCGGAAUUAUGUGAACAUCAUGCCCAAGCUGCGGCAGCUGAAUUUGCACGACAUUUCCGUCAGUUUCUCACAGACAACCCUGAGUUUGACGAGCCGGAUGCCGGUAACAAAUUUGCACGUCGGUAUGUCGAUCAUUUUCUGGACCAUUUUGAGGUUGAGGCGCACAAGGGUUUCAAUGCUUCUGGCGACAGAAGAGGGACUAAUCUAAAUGGCGGAAGACAGGGCGGUGAGAUGGAUUUUCACCAUUCGCAUUUUCAACAGGAAACCACGUCGACCCAAGACCAAAAUAAUCAAUCACAUUCUUCACAUUCCAAGGCAGAAAAAACAAAAAUGCCUGGUUCUUCCAAGACACAACUCACCAAAAAAAUGUCUUUCAAAAGUAUGCGAGAAACAGUGCGAUCGAAAUUCCGCAAGCAUUCAGAGGACUUAAACCACGGAUCAAAACACACGACGCGAUCAAAACAAGACAUUUUGAAAGAAGGAAUAGUCAACCAACUUAUUUUCCCAGAUCCACAACACGGGAAAAAUAAGUGGGAAAAAAGUAAACUGAUGCUUGUUAAAACGGACGGAGGACAUAUGCUGGAAUUUUACAGCCCCCCGAAAUCUCACAAACCCAAGAAUGGUAUUUUUUGUUUUCUUAUUAAAGAAGCCAGAGAGACUACUGCCUUAGAACUUCCUGAUCUAGAAAAUACAUUUGUACUAAAGACUGCAAAUACAAUGGAGUAUGUUAUAGAGGCUGCCAAUGUACCCGAGAUGAGAGUAUGGCUAAAUAUAAUAAAAGAUUGUAUUAAAAAAGAUACAGAGUAUAACAAAAUUACACCACGAGAAAAACCACCUGCUGGUCCUUCAGCAUCUUCAUCCACAUCAUCGUCACGACCAGCUGGACGCCUACAGCCAGUAUCAGUAAACAGUCGACAGCCCAUGCUGUUGGACAACCAAACAUAUCCUGCUGCAGGAGGAGUUGGCCAAGUAGGCGGAGACAAACCAACAGCACAUGUGCCACCAAACUCUGCAUUAUUCUUGCCAAUGAAUAACAUCACUCCACCUGGAACACCACCCCAGUUACCACCUAGAAAGCCUGCAGAUAUGAGACAGAGAUUGUCAAGUGGUGCCUCGGACAUACAGGCUUCAUAUAGACCAGAUUCUCCAGCCGUGUCUACAGGAGAUCCACUUGAUUGGCCAGGGCCAGCUGGUUACGAGGGAUUCCAUGAUGCGGCCGGGGGUGACCAUCCCUUGGCCGGAUAUCCCUGGUUUCAUGGCACACUCUCACGCAUAGAUGCUGCACAGUUAGUCUUGAAAGGUGGUCCAAUGAGUCAUGGAGUAUUCUUAGUAAGACAAAGUGAAACUCGGAGGGGCGAAUACGUACUUACAUUUAAUUUUCAAGGUAGAGCAAAGCAUCUGCGUAUGUCAUUGAACGGUGAAGGGCAGUGUCGUGUACAACAUCUUUGGUUUCAGACCAUAUUUGACAUGCUAGAACACUUUCGCUCACAUCCAAUCCCGCUGGAAUCAGGGGGAACAUCUGACGUCACUUUGACUAAUUUUGUUGUGAAUGUACCAUCACCAGAAAGAGCUAUCGUAAGUGCUCCGGCAACUCCCAGUUCAGUGCAGGAUCCUAAUCUCAUACCACAGCUGCAACAAGCUCUGUCUGUUCCCGGUUACGCAGGAAUGCCACUAUCUGAACUAACAUCCACCAGAGGUAACAGUGGAUCACAUAGCCUCCACAAUUCUACAGACAAUGGACUAAACCAAAUAACUACAUUUGGCGGAUCUGUGCGCGUGCGCUCAAACUCAGCGGGAAGCGACAGCAGUCGACAGUCAAGUCAUGGAAACCAGGGAAGAGCUGUGGAAAAUAUGUACUCAUUUGUAUGA
Molecule: messenger RNA, 2041 nt
Organism: Saccoglossus kowalevskii
Lineage: Eukaryota; Metazoa; Hemichordata; Enteropneusta; Harrimaniidae
Product: SH2B adapter protein 1-like
Biological process (GO): intracellular signal transduction
Cellular component (GO): plasma membrane
Molecular function (GO): transmembrane receptor protein tyrosine kinase adaptor activity
Source: RefSeq, a predicted model, not a curated record